AUGGCGUCUAGACUGGCGAGGAGUGCGGCCGGAGCCACCAAACUCCGACCAACGUUAUCCCUCCGAACUCUCCCAUCACUCAGCACUCCAUUGACCUCCGUCCGCUACGCUUCAGGUGUCCCGUCAGAAGACCCCAAGAAGAAGGCAGCAUCGAUCGUCGACGCUCUCCCCGGCAACUCUUUGGCCAGCAAGACCGCCAUUCUCUCCGCCGGCGCGGGCGUGUCGAUCUGGGCCAUCAGCAGCGAAUUGUACGUCGUGAACGAAGAAUCCGUCGUCGCCUUCUGCCUUCUGUCCGUCUUCUACGGUAUCUUCAAGUACGGAGGUCCGGGAUAUACCGAGUGGGCAAACACCCAAGUCGCCAAGAUCAAGGACUUGCUCAACGAGGCGCGAACGAACCACGCUGCAAGCGUCAAGGAGAGAAUCGAAGAUGUCAAGCCCUUGAGCAACGUCGUCGACAUCACCAAGCAGCUCUUUGAAGUCUCAAAGGAAACUGCCCACCUUGAAGCUAAAGCUUUCGAACUCGAGCAACGAACCGCCCUGGCCACGGAAGCCAAGAACGUGCUCGAUUCCUGGGUCCGAUACGAGGGACAGGUCAAGCAACGUCAACAGAAGGAAUUGGCCGACAGUGUCAUCGCAAAGGUUACCAAGGAGCUUGAGAACCCCAAGGUUCUGCAACAAAUUUUGACCCAGAGCGUGGCCGAUGUGGAGAGAAUCGUCGCCAGCAAGUCGCAAUAG
This is a messenger RNA of Exophiala spinifera, 735 nucleotides long. Its product is annotated as ATP synthase subunit 4, mitochondrial. NCBI's taxonomy places the organism in Eukaryota, Fungi, Ascomycota, Eurotiomycetes, Chaetothyriales, Herpotrichiellaceae. Gene Ontology annotation, molecular function: proton transmembrane transporter activity. The coding region runs from base 1 to 735 and encodes 244 amino acids. The transcript has 3 exons. Gene Ontology annotation, biological process: proton motive force-driven ATP synthesis. The record is from RefSeq and is a predicted model, not a curated record.